CGACUAUCUGAGUUGGACCAUACUGUAGACUAAUUAGGUCAAUUAAUGUCUCAGCAUUUUUAUCAGCUCUGUAUUUUCAGACUGAAGAGAAAAAAUUCCCUAUUAAAAUUGUCCAGAACAUGAUAUUUUGAUAACCUAGCUUGCAAUCCCUAUGAUCACAUUAAUAACAAGAUGCUGAUUAUCUUCAAGAGACAAUUAAAACUGGGCUAAAUGAAGAUAAAUAUGUAUAGUCAGCCAGAAAGAUCCACAGGUUCCAGAAUCAAUAUCUGCAUGGACUUGACACAUGAUUGGCGAUAAAUACCAACCAUUUUCUCUAUCAAUUUGUCUGCAUUAUUUAGCAAUUUCAUGUAAUCAACAAGCAUUAUAAUUCUCGGUGAUCAGUCUGUUGUUUUUCCCAGAUUUUUUACAAAACCUCAUGGCCCUGACUUAAGUAUCGGAGGAAAUUAACGACAUGCCAUUUGCACCGACAUUAAAGCUGCGGUCCACAGGAUCUCGGACUUCUGCUCGCAACCGAUUGUUGUCCAGUCCUACAAGUGGUCCGUCAUUGACAUGUCCUAGUUAUACCGCGCGGAGAACAAGUGACCCCGGAGUUUUCUACUACAGUGAUGAAUCUUCAACAAUGGGAUCUAAAAAGAGGCAGAUAAAGUCCAAUGGAACUGUGACACAGAAUGGAAAGAAAGUAUCAAACGGAUUGAGUGAAAGAAAGAGGAAAAGUGAAGAAUCUCCCACAGUCACAAGAACUGUUCAAAUAAGUGCUUUCAUCUUCAUAAUCAUUGCCUUCAUUGUCAUGUACAGAACAGACUUUUCAUCGAUGAAUUCAUCAGAACAAUCAUCUAGUCCAUCCAAGUCUUCCCAAGAUUCAAAAAAUUCUCAGAAUUCCAUGCAGUCCGAUUCCACAGGUAAAUGGAGACCUGCCACAAAAGAGGCAUUAAGGUUGUAUGGGUCAUCCAAAUGUACUGUAGAUAGAAGGGAUGCUAGUGAUUUGACUGUGAAGGAAUUCGAGGUUAAAUAUCGAUUUAAAAAACCGGUGAUUGUCAGGUUUCCCCGGGGGGCCAGGGAUUGGACUAACCCCUGGAAAUGGUCCCUACCUAGCCUAAAGCAGGAGUACGGACAGUGGUACGUCCUGUCUGGAAAUUCCCGCGAUAUCGUCCGGAAAGGCGGGAACGGAGAUGUCCAGUCAUCGUUCUCGGAGUUUGUGGAUUCCCUGAUGAAAGACAAGGAUGAAAUUGGAGAACCAUUCUACAUUUUUGACAGAAUGUUCUACAAUGACUCCAGCCUGCCAAGAACUUUAAAACCACCCAAGUAUUUUGAAAUCAAAGAUGGGGUGGACGACAGUAUUUUCUUUCUGGGGGCGUCCAGUAGCGGAGUGUCGUUCCACAAACACGCCGACGCGUGGAAUGGGGUCAUAUAUGGACAGAAGCGGUGGUUCCUCUACCCCUCCACCCACACCCCACCAGGAGGAGUGUACCCGGGUUUUACUCAGAUGGAGUGGUAUGACAAGAUUUACCCCUCCCUGGCGGGGGAGGAUCUACCCAUGGAGUGUGUGCAGGAGGCGGGGGAAAUACUGUACCUGCCCGAGGGGACCUACCAUGGUACAAUUAACCUGGGAGACACAGUAGCUAUUGGAAUUCAGAAGAAGGAAGCUUCCAUAGAAACAGAAAAACUCUUCUACAAAGAGCUGAAUCUGGAACAAGCUACACCUGGUGCCACCAGAGAUCGACUUCUGCAGGAGAGGAUCCAAAUUUUUCAGAAACUCCAUAAACUUCUACCUGAGAGUACAGAAGUACUGAUGAAGUUAGGACAGGCUUAUUCUGACACAGGGAGAGUUGAUGAAGGAAUGAAAUUUACCCAGCAGGCCAUAGACAAAGACCCCCACUUCCUUAUAGCUCACCUGAACAAAGCCAAGAUGUACAUACAGAAAAACAAAGAUAAAAAAGCAGAAGAAAAGCUGAAGGUUUGUUUGGAGAUGAAUCCCAAGUUGUGGGACGUACAUGCUACAUAUGGAGACUUCCUGAUGAGAAAACAGAGGUUUAAAGAGGCGGCACAAAUGUUCCGAAAGGGAACACAAGUAAAGCCAGACAUGAUUCCAUUCUGGGCAAAUCUGAGGAACGCCCUGCAACAAAGCGGUGACAACAAAGGGGUAAGGGAGACAAAUCUGGUUAUAGAAAGGCUUCAACGAGAACAGCAGGACAGACAGUGAUGAUAAUAGUGCUAAUUUAUACAUUAAAUCACAAAGUCAAAGUCACACAGUGAUAAUAAUAGUGCUAAUUUAUACCAAUUACAAGUUCAAAGUCCUUAUGCCUUCAUUGUGGAGCAUAUCAUGAAAUUGUUGUAUUUUUUUUUCCCUUAAGUUUUUGUUUAAAAUUGUUGUUUUGUGUGUUUUUGCAUGCAUGUAUGUGCAGAAAAAAAAAAUCUGUCUCAUUUCUUGUAGUUUGAAAGGGAAAGAAUUUUUAAGUGGAUGGAAAGGAAAAAUUAUGUAUCACAUCGUGAUUUUAUUUUUUCAUUUCAUUAGUGUAUUUAUGGGGAGAUUAUGUAUGGUUAUUGCAUUCCAAUUCAUAUAUUUUUUUUUCAAAUGACAUGUAAAUGUAUACAUAUCAUUGGCUUUCUGCAGCUAUAACAUAAUGAUUGUAUAAUUGGUGUGAAAUGAAUGAAAGGCAAAUAUUGUAAGUUGUAUAAAAAUGUGACACAACUUAGCAUAAUAUAAUUUUUUAUGUCAAGUUUCAAUAAUUUAGUUUUUUCUUGUUCAAAUGGUUCACAUGUAGAUAUAGUUUAUUUUUAUACAAAUACACACAUUUCCAUCUCCAAAUCAUAUUUACAUUCAACAUUUCAUUGCAUUAAAAAAAUUUUGGUUUUCAUAUUUUUUUACCAAAAUUUGCAGACCUCUUGAUCCAGCUUACUUUAUUAUGCUAUCUGUAAGUUAUGCAUAGAACACAGUAGAAGAAAAUCCUUAUUAAAAAACAUACUUCAAUUUGUUCAACAAUGCUAAACUUUGUCAUAACAUUCCAAUUUCUUCUUUCAGUGUGUUGGAGUUAUCUCUCUUUGAA
Saccostrea cuccullata (small rock oyster) is the source of this 3044-nucleotide messenger RNA. Its product is annotated as bifunctional arginine demethylase and lysyl-hydroxylase psr-1-like. Gene Ontology annotation, cellular component: cytoplasm. Bases 452 to 2200 code for a protein of 582 amino acids. Gene Ontology annotation, molecular function: protein binding. Lineage: Eukaryota; Metazoa; Mollusca; Bivalvia; Ostreida; Ostreidae. The transcript has 10 exons. The record is from RefSeq and is a predicted model, not a curated record.